This is a messenger RNA of Acanthosepion pharaonis, 780 nucleotides long. NCBI's taxonomy places the organism in Eukaryota, Metazoa, Mollusca, Cephalopoda, Sepiida, Sepiidae. The record is from the annotation of a GenBank genome assembly.
AUGUCUUUCCCGAUUUCUUCGUCGUUUUCUUUUUCCUUCACUAGAUUUUCCUCUUCCUCCUCAUCAUUGUCUUUUUCUUCUUCUUUUUACUCAUACUCUUCUCUAUAUUCUGUUUUCUUGUGUCUUCUUCUCUUAAUAUUUCUCACCCCUCUUCUUCUUGUUGUUCUUCUUCUCUUCUACUACUACUACUACUACUUUCAUUCUUCUUCUCCUUCUUCUUCUUCUCCUUCUUCUUCUUCUUCUUCUUCUCACUCUAUCUCUCUGUUUUGCGCCGUCCUUCCAUCUUCUCUCCGCCUUCUUUUUUUCCGCCAUUAUUGCUGUCUGCUUUGCUGUUUCUUUCGGCGCGCCAAAUUUGCAAGUGAAAAACAAUUACUGUUCAUUUCUUUCGACCCUUUCCUUCUUUCUUUCUUCCCUUUUAUUUCUUUCUUUCUUCAUUCCUUUCUUUCUUUUUUCUUUCUUUUUCUUUUCUUUCUGCCUUUCAUUCUUCCUUUCUUUCUUGCUUCUUUUCUUUCUUCCUUCGUGUCUUUCUUUCUUCCUACGUUUCUUUCUUUCUUCAUUCCUUUCUUUCAUUUUUCUUUUCUUCUUACUUUAUUUCCCCCUUCUUGCUUUCUUCUUUCCUUCCUUCCUUCCUUCCUUCCUUCCUUCCUUCCUUUCUUUCUGCCAUCCGGAAAUACUUUCAACAUCUCUCUCUCUCUCUCUCUCUCUCUCUCUCUCUCUGAUGACGUGGCCCUUCCCACUCUGCAGCGUCAUUCCCAGGGACGUAACGUUUUAUAUAUUUGA